AUGCUAAUCAGGCGCUGUGUUGAAAGCCCAAACGAAAAUUCGACGAACAAUUUCUCCACCGAAGUUCACUAUGAAAGCCUUCGAGCCACACUUCAACAAAUCGACAUCAUUCAUACAUUAGUUGAACGGUACCCCGAUGACCUCCAGCUCUCUAGAACCUCUCAAGAAGUAUGGCAAGCUUUCCAAUCUGGCAAAGUAGCAAGCUUGAUUGGUGUUGAAGGCUUGCACCAGAUUGCCAAUAGUGCCAGCGCUUUGAGAAACUUCCACAGACUGGGUGUGCGCUACAUCACUCUCACUCACGAUAGUAAUAAUCUCUAUGCAGAUUCAACUAACGCCGGCUCGCAUCACGGUGGGUUGUCUGGGAAAGGCGUGGAAAUGAUCAAAGAAAUGAAUCGAAUCGGCAUGAUUGUUGAUCUAUCGCACACAUCGGUACAAGCUCAGAAAGAAGCUUUGUGUAUAGCCAAGGCUCCGCUCAUCUUCUCUCAUUCUUCAUGUCCGAAUGAUGUUUUGGAUAUGCUGAAGAUCAAUGGCGGCGUUUUUAUGGUGUCGUUUCUUCGCAAGCUUACUGAUGCCAAUAAUCCGACUUUGAGCAGGGUCGCAGACCAUAUUCAAUAUGUUGGAGAAAGAAUUGGAUAUGAGCAUGUGGGCAUUGGAUCCGAUUUUGAUGGUGUCAUGCAAACUACUGAUGGGCUGGAGGAUGUUUCCAAGUUCCCCUUGCUCAUCGCCGAGCUACUAAGGCGCGGCAUAUCUGAGCAGUCGAUCAAAGGUAUCGUUGGCUUGAAUGUGCUGCGAGUUUUAGAUGACGUACAAAAGGUAUCAGAAAUAAUGAAACGGAACGGUGAAGAAAUGUUACAUGACUGGAUCGAGCCGAUCUGGGACGAGCAAGUCAAAGAGGAGGUCAAGAGGCUUAGAGGUGUUGUUGAAUAG
Molecule: messenger RNA, 927 nt
Organism: Trichoderma aggressivum f. europaeum
Lineage: Eukaryota; Fungi; Ascomycota; Sordariomycetes; Hypocreales; Hypocreaceae
Exons: 4
Coding region: 1-927 (308 amino acids)
Biological process (GO): proteolysis
Molecular function (GO): metallodipeptidase activity
Source: RefSeq, a predicted model, not a curated record